Molecule: messenger RNA, 1986 nt
Organism: Vitrella brassicaformis
Lineage: Eukaryota; Vitrellaceae
Source: the annotation of a GenBank genome assembly
CGUGAAUGUGACGUUCUCUUCAGCAGCAGAAGGGCGAAAAAGGUAGCAGUGGCCGUUUGGCCCUCUGAUCUUCUCUGAUCUUCCGCGUGCGAUUACAAUGCUUGCUCUAUCAAGGCGCGUCACUGCUCUGCGCAGUGUGCUCAAUGCGGCGCCUACCACGGCCGCAUCACUGCAGCCCCACCUGCAGCAGCAUCCGCAUCAGCAGCGGCCGGCCGACCAUCAAGUGCGGCACUUUGCUGCGAGCGAGAAGGUCGUCAAGCAACGAAUGAGAUCUGUCAAGUCCAUCCAGAAGGUAUGCAAAGCGAAACAAAGCAAAACAAAGCGAAGCAGCGCGUGUUCCCACCUCUCUCUCUGACCUCUGCGUGGGUGCGGGCACCUCUCAGAUAACCAAGGCAAUGAAGAUGGUUGCUGCGUCGAAGCUCAAGAACGACCAGAGGAGACUCGAGAACGGCAUGCCCUUCGCACAGCCUGUCAUGGUCAGUGCGGAGUGCGACACACAGCCAUACACAGCUCACGUGUACCUUCUCUUUCUGUGCAGACUUUGCUAAAGAAGUUGCCGCAGGACAGCGCGGCGCUGAAGCCGACGGGCAAGGAGGACACUCUAAUGGUCGCACUCUCAUCAGGUCGACCAGCGUGAUCCACGCACACGUCAUCACAAGGACACCAAAACUCAUGUGGGGUGGGAUGGGUCGGUGAAUGAAUGUGCUGCAGACAAGGGUCUGUGCGGCGGUGUCAACUCAUCCGUGGCCAAGCUCGCCAGAAACACAGUGAGUGAACCAUACUUACACACACACACACACACACACUCUCUCUCUCUCUCUCUGCGUGCAUAUGCGUGUCUGUCUAUCUGUCUGUCUGUCUUUGCUGUGUGUGUCAGACCCUCGAGAAGGAGGGAGAGGGCGGUGUGGUUCGCAUAUUCGGCGUGGGCGACAAGAUACGAGCCGCACUCGAGCGGCUCUUCGCUGACCGGUAAGUCAUUCGGUCAAUCAAUCGGUCAUCAACGCAUGACAGCAGCAUUGCAUACCCGUGCGCGUGUGUGUGUAGGUUUGCACGUAUGGUGAGUGAGGUGACGCGAAACCCCUGGAACUUCACUAUGGCCUGCAUCAUCGCCACUAGAGUGCUCAAGGUAUGUUGCAAAACAGGCAGGCAGGCCAGCAGGUGUGUCUGACGCCGUGUGUGUGUGUGUGUGGUGUGCAGAUGAACCCGACCAAGUGUCUGCUGCUGUUCAACCAUUUCAAGUCGGUCAUCAGCUACGAGACAACCGCCAUGCCCCUGCUCACACCAGCCGACGCUGAGAAGGUCAGCCACACACCCUCACACGGAGACGCACACACGCACCCACGCGCAAUGAUCUCCAAUGUGUGUCCUUUAUCAGCUGGACAAGCGUGAGCUCGACACAUACGAGUUUGAGCCGGAGACAAGGGAAAUAUGGCAGGUGAGUGACUGACACUGGUGGUAAUGACUUGUCACUGACGUCAUAAUCACUUGUUUACGUGUGCCAUAACGCUCUUCCUCUCCUCUCUGUCAGGACAUCCAUGAGUUUUACUUUGCGUGCACCCUCUACGGCUGCAUGCUCGACAACAUCGCAUCCGAACAGGUAAGUAAACAGGGCAAGGGAAGGACGACUGCUGAUCCAUCCAUCCAUCCAUGGGUUCCUGUGGCGCGUGUGUGUGUAUCUGUAGUCUGCGCGCAUGAGUGCGAUGGACAACGCGUCCAAGAACGCCGGCGAGAUGCUCGACAAACUCACACUCGCGUACAACAGAGCGAGACAGGUAUCCCAUACUCAUACACGCCCACCCACCACACCCACACGGGUCUUCCUUUCCUGUGGCUCUCAUCUCAGGCCAAGAUCACGACCGAGCUGAUUGAGAUUAUCUCUGGCGCAAGCGCACUGUGAAUGAGUCAGCGAGUGCGGCCGUGGUGUUGCGUGCCAGCUGCCAUUUUUGGCCCCUUGUUCGUUCUGCUGGCCGCACGGUGUCUUUUCCC